ACAAAAUGUCGGAAAAAAUGGCGUCCCUUGCCAAGUGACGCUUGGAAAUUGAAAUUCUUUCUUUUUCAGUAAAUUGGUGAUAAAUACGUAUUAAACUCAUUAAAUACAUCGGAGUCCAGGUUGGACGUGUUAUGGCAACACCGAAUAGUUACAAACAAAACGCAUCAAUGUCGAUGCCAAGUCCCCAGAGCAAUCCGCACUACAUGAUUGCGGGGCCCCCAAUGAGUUUCGGUAUGAUGAAAGGCGGGUUGAAUGCACCGCCCCACCAUAACCAAUACGGUUACCACCCGCCAUACCAGGGGGGUCCGAUGGGCCACCCGGGUGGGUACGGGUGGUCGCAGAGCCCGCAACCGCCCCGUUUCGGUGCAGAGGGCGCCCGUCGGACUCCGGGCGGCUCGGGCGGCGGUCAGGCCUCGCAGGCCGGGAAGGACGAUAAGACCAGCCCGUUCGUAUCCACGUUGCAUUCGCACCCUGGAUUUCAGCCGCAGAAGAUCGGGAAGGGCGCUGGUGCGGGCGCCGGCCUGCCCAAGCCGCCGAAGCCGCCAGAAAAACCCCUAAUGCCAUACAUGCGGUACUCCCGCCGAGUCUGGGACAGCGUGAAGGCAGCUCAUCCAGACCUGAAGCUGUGGGAGAUUGGCCGCAUCAUUGGAGGCAUGUGGAGAGACUUGCCAGAGUCGGAGAAAGCAGGAUUUGUAGACGAAUACGAGGCUGAGAAGUCGGAGUACGAAAAGAGCCUCAAAACGUACCACAAUUCGCCCGCGUACCUGGCGUAUAUUGCGGCGAAAAAUAAGGCAGUAGCAGUAGGCAACCUGGAGGAGGAGAGCUCAAGCAAGAAAGGCAGCUCGCAGAAGGAGCAGCAGCAACAGGACAGAAGGAUUGAUAUACAGCCAGCUGAGGAUGAAGAAGACCAAGACGAGGGCCUAUCAGUGAAGCACGUGGCCUACGCGCGCUACCUCCGCAACCACCGACUUAUCAACGAGAUAUUCUCCGAUACCGUCGUGCCUGACGUGCGAUCCGUCGUCACCACCGCCCGGAUGCAGAUAUUGAAGAAGCAAGUGCAAUCUCUAACGAUGCACCAGAAGAAAUUGGAGGAUGAGUUGCAGCAAAUAGAAGAGAAGUUCGAGGCCAAGAAACGCAAGUUCAUUGAGAGCAGCGAGACCUUCCAGGAAGAACUGAAGAAGCACUGCAAGCCGGCCGUAGACGAAGAGACGUUCUCGCGAAUGGUGGAGCGCGCCUUAGAGCAAAUGCGGCGCGGCGUCAACCCGGCCGCCCACCCGCUCACGCUUAACCAGGCUGAAAGGAAAGACGAACCAAUGGAACAAGAGCCGACGCCGAUCAAGACGGAAACAAACGGGCCCAACCCGCCGACACAAGUCGAUGCCGUGUCCACCACCGAGCCCAAGCCCGACGGCUCCACCACCGAGCUGCAGCCCGACCCCAAGCCCGAGCCCGAGCCGCAGGAAGGUGUCAAAGAGGAGAGCAAGCCCGACAAACCGGAGGGCAAGGAGGCGCCGCCCGCGCCGGCGCAUCCGCCGCACCCGCCGCAUAUCACGUCUCCGCCGCACCACCCGAUGAUGAUGCCGCCGAACCCCAACGCGCCGGCGCACCCCGGCCCGCCGCACGGCGCUCCGCCCCCGCCGCCAGGCGGUUACGGCGGCGCGUACGGCGGGCGCUACUACGGCGGCUACGCCGGCUUCCCCGCCGGCUACGGGCCGCCGCACGCGUACUACGCCGCCGCGCCCGCGCCCGACCACUACCUGCCGCACCAUCUGCCGCACCAUCCGCACCACCCGCACCACGAGACCAAACAGGAUGAGCCACCAGCCAAGAAGGAGGCCGAAUGAUUGUCACCCAAACGCGUCGUCAAGCGACGGCGCAAGUCCUCUUCGAAGGACGCCCAGUGAGCAGCCUUCUUACACUCGCCUAUACCGCCUGUAGGGUGUACUGGCCGCGUUAUAGUCAAAACUCUAAACUCUACCUAGUUACUACUAAAGCAGGGAUGGCGAACCUUUAUGUCUCAACGUGCCACUUUUCAGAAAAAAAUGUUUGAUGUAGUCAUCAUAGACGUGCCAUCAAAUAACACCUAAUGCUAUCAAUGAGGAGUAUAGUACAAGUGGCGCCACUGGCGAGUGACAAGGCCUUACCACAGCCUUACUUUACAGUGGCACUAACGGACGACUUAUUUACUAUUUUAUUUUAUAGUGAAUUUUGUGAUUGGUGGCGUGCCCUCAAUAUUGUGGCGCGUGCCAUCGAUGGCACGCGUGCCAUUGGUUCGCCAUCCCUGUACUAAAGGCUGAUUUACACGUAUUAAGUAGACAAGUAGGUAACUAAAUUUUAACCUGAUUUUUCUGUCAAGUUGGUGGGCGGGGCUUGUCACUUGACACGUUUUGACAAGCAGUUUCAUAGUAAACAUAUAAACCCUGUAACUUUGUCAAAGCUGUUUACGUGACAUUAGCCAAAUCAUGGUUCUCAAAACCAAGUCGUUGCCAAAAUAAAAGAAGAAGACCUUUGGAAUUACGAGCAAUUUGAUCACUUAUAAUUAAGUUAAGUAUUACUUAGUACGUGUAAAUCAGCCUUUAUAGACCUCAGUUACACUACUCGCUAAGUUGACCGAAGUAAGAUAGUGUAGACACGCCCUUCGAGCAACUUCGCCUCGCCCGCCUUCCGUUUAUUGUCGGUUGAAGCGUUCCGAAAUUGAAUACGAAGCGACUAUACUACCCGGACCCAGCUAACUACAGUACUUCGUCGGAGCUAGUAGGGUAGCUGUGGUACAGUCAGCCAAAUAGUUCGUGACACCCAAAGUGGCCAAAAAGUUCGCAACACAUCUUUGUUGGAAAUGGAAGGCUGUGUUCUCAACUUUUUGUCCACUUUGGGUGUCACGUACUAUUUGACGCUGACUGUAUUAGGAUUGGAGCUCGCAGAUGACUAGUUUUGUCUAAGACCCGGUUCCGUGCUGAUCUUCUAAUCGAGUAUGUACUUUUCUUACUAAAUUCAUCCUUCAAGAUGAGGAUGC
Ostrinia furnacalis (Asian corn borer) is the source of this 3013-nucleotide messenger RNA. RefSeq names its product Brahma associated protein 111kD (gene Bap111). The coding region runs from base 132 to 1844 and encodes 570 amino acids. The record is from RefSeq and is a predicted model, not a curated record. Gene Ontology annotation, biological process: negative regulation of DNA-templated transcription. The transcript has 15 exons. Gene Ontology annotation, molecular function: nucleosomal DNA binding; nuclear receptor binding. Gene Ontology annotation, cellular component: SWI/SNF complex. NCBI's taxonomy places the organism in Eukaryota, Metazoa, Arthropoda, Insecta, Lepidoptera, Crambidae.